AUGAUCAACAUCGCCGCUUUUUUCUCAUUUGCAACAACGUAUUUGGAAAAAUAUGUGGGCUUUUGGGCAGCCUAUCUUUUACCAACAUGCGUGCUCUGCAUUGCUUUUCUUCACCUUAUCGUGUGGAAUAAACAUUUAGGUACGCUUACAAUCAUACGCAAACAGACUUUAGCGCUCACCUUUCAAGUCAAACGCCCUCCUCAAGGUAGUGUGCUUCUCCAAGCCGCUCAAAUAAUUUCCCUCGCAAUUCGCUCACGACACCGAUUCAAGGCUGCAAACCCAUCUUAUCAGCAAAUGCACUACAGCCAAAUGCCUCCCUGGACUGCAGAGUCUUUGACUGAGGUUCAGCGUAGCCUCAAAACUUGCCGCGUGAUCCUCUGCUUCGCGAUCUACUACCUUUGCUACUUCCAGAUUUUAAGCAACAUCAUUUCCCAGGCUGGCCAAAUGGAAACUCACGGUAUUCCCACCGACACAUUUUCAUGCCUGAAUCCCAUCUUUUGCGUGAUAUUCAUCCCUACUUUCCAAAAGAUCCUCUACCCGUUCCUCAAUCAACGACAUAUACACUUCGGUCCCAUCACCCGUAUGUCCGUCGGCUUCCUCUUCGUCGCCUUUGCAAUGGCGUACACCGCAAUCACACAGCAUAUCAUCUACACCCAUGGACCAUGCUACAGUCACCCGCUUACCUGUCCCGCUGGGAAAAUAUCCAAUAACCAGCAUCGACCGAACGACAUCAACGUCUGGAUCCAACUUCCAUCACACAUUCUACUCAGCAUCGGCGAGAUCUUCGGUCUGGGGUCAUUAGGCGAGCACGCUUACGCUGAAGCACCAGCCGACAUCAAAGUCGUUCUGCAAUCCUUUUGCCAACUCACUGGAGCCCUGGGCGCUUCGUUGGCGAUUGCGCUUAGUCCUCUGUGCGAGGAUCCUUGGCUCGUCGUGGUGUAUGCGACUUACGCGGGCUUUGCGGGCGUUGUUGGAUUAGUAUUCUGGGCGGUCUUCAGGAGAUGUGACAUUAGAGAGACGGCAAGAGAAGGAGAUCGACAAGAGUACGAUGAGAUGCGCGUGUGGUGGGAGAUGGGUCACAACGUUGCGAUCGAUGAUCAAUUGACUGAAGUGGAGCGGACUUGA
Molecule: messenger RNA, 1125 nt
Organism: Bacidia gigantensis
Lineage: Eukaryota; Fungi; Ascomycota; Lecanoromycetes; Lecanorales; Ramalinaceae
Exons: 2
Coding region: 1-1125 (374 amino acids)
Biological process (GO): transmembrane transport
Cellular component (GO): plasma membrane; fungal-type vacuole
Molecular function (GO): dipeptide transmembrane transporter activity; tripeptide transmembrane transporter activity
Source: RefSeq, a predicted model, not a curated record